Arabidopsis lyrata subsp. lyrata is the source of this 1439-nucleotide messenger RNA. RefSeq lists its product as uncharacterized. Lineage: Eukaryota; Viridiplantae; Streptophyta; Magnoliopsida; Brassicales; Brassicaceae. The record is from RefSeq and is a predicted model, not a curated record. The transcript has 7 exons. The coding region runs from base 789 to 1397 and encodes 202 amino acids.
AUCGUUAAAACCUUAACUUUUAGCUAGUUAGAUUUAAUGUGGAUGAUGAUAACGUUGAAUUAGUUCAUAACUUAGGAUUUUAGUAGAUAUGUGUAUCUUUAUUUGUAAAUGUGGCUUGAGUUAAUUGAAUAUAUUAUGUUUUUUAUGCUUUAUUGUGUUUGUUUAUGUUUAUGCAUUUGUCUCAUAUUAUAAAGACUAACAUUUUGAGGUAUUUCAUAUGCAGAGGAAUAUGAUUAAUUUUCGUGUUGAAGAAACACAAAAUUCACAAGUGAAUCAAAUUGAUUUUCUCACUAAGGAGGAUACCCUAAAUAUUCACCCCAAAAAUAUGUCGAAUCAAAAAUCUUACGAUCAUAAUUUGGAAUCAGAGGAUACCAAUGAUGUUCGUGAAGAGUUGGAGUCAAAUGUACGUGAUGGAACAAUUCACCACAAGGAAAAUCGUGAGAGUACAUCUUCUUCUCAAAAAAAUAUACAUACGGGCGUAAGGGAGGAAAGUGGGUGGUUGAUGUUAUAGAUUCAGAUGGAAAGUCAACAGAAAAACAUAUGACUUCAAAUGAUAUUAAAAAAGAUAUGGGCUAUAAAAUUGUUCUCGACUUUGGUCCAUAUAAUCAACCGGAAGGAGGAAGUGGAGGAUUAUUUGGUACGUGGCUUGGCAAAUAUUGUCUUGAUCAUCCAUUUGGCCUAACUUAUGAGGAUUGGAGGAAUGUAGAUAAACAAAAAAGGAUGAUGUUUGGAAUGUCAUUCAGGAUACGUUUCAUUUUGAUGCUUCAAAUGAGGAGUAUAAGAAGUCUAUGAUGAAAAUUUUGGGUCAAAAGGCCAAAAAUCAUAAGAAUUUAUUGUGGAAUAAACAUAAACGUGACACUCUUGAGGAAUCUAUAGAAAAUCGGCCAAAAAAUAUUUCAGAAGAAGAGUGGCAAGAUUUUGUCCAUUUACAGUUUACUGAAAAAAUUAAGAUAUUGAGAAAGCGAAAUACGGAAAGUAGCCAUCACAAGACACCACAUAAGUUAGGAAAAAAAAGCAUUGCUCGAAAGUCUAAAGAAGAUCUUAUCAAGACGGGUAAACGUCCAAGUCGAGAAGCCAAUGGAGAUAAAUCCGUUGCCGUUAGGAAAAAGAAAAAGAUUAUAGGGGUGGAAUCUAUUAGGAAUGUCCCUAUUUCUUCCUCGAGUUCCCCGCGUCAAAAUCCCAAAGAUGAUCAAACCAUCUUACUCAUGUCAUUGCAUCAAGCUAACGAUAAAAUUGCGACUUUAGAGGAGAGUCAAGCGGCGUAUCAGCAGAAGAUGCAGGCUAAACUUGAUCAUUACGAGCAUCUCUUCGAUAUCAUUGCUAAUAGAGAUCCCACAGUAGAGGUGGCUUUAAAGGAAAAGCGACGACAACAAGAACUUCAACAAGCCAACAACUAAGGAAGUUCUAAUCUAAGUAUCUCCUAAUACUAAAAAAAAAAA